AUGUUUUAUCUGUGUCUCUUCAUAGAGGGCGACCUUACUUCUUUGGCAAACAGCCACUUCUUCAAUAUUAGUAGCAAAGUUGAAGUCUCCAGCUCUUCAUCCUCAACCACCACAGGUGCCGCAACAAUCACAACAGGCUCCACAGCGCUUGGUAUCCCGAUUCCAACCACCUCCAUUUAUUCAUCUAGCCCUACAACAAUGGCGGCAACAUUUGUGGCUUCAAGCGAUACCUCGACAGGGAUGAGUACAGGGAUAAAGGCUGCUAUUGGAGUUGGGGCAUCUGCUGCGGGCAUUUUCAUUGUUGGCUUUGCCUGGUUUUGCAUCACUCGGCAGAGAUCGAAGCCAAGCCCGCUGCCACCAAAGGACUUCGUCGAUUUGCCCAUUCUUCAUUCUUUGUAUGGGGAGCGUGAAAAACGAACCUUGGAUAGCGACCACAAGCAAUCAUCAGUCUACGAAUUGAGUAGCAACCCUUACUAUCCACCCCCACGGUUUGAAUUUCCAGCGAUCUCUUGA
Molecule: messenger RNA, 513 nt
Organism: Penicillium soppii
Lineage: Eukaryota; Fungi; Ascomycota; Eurotiomycetes; Eurotiales; Aspergillaceae
Exons: 1
Coding region: 1-513 (170 amino acids)
Source: RefSeq, a predicted model, not a curated record